AUGCCGCGUCAGUAUAACAAAGCAACCGGUUCAGCAUUGAUUACCUUUGUAAAUGAAUGCUUCCCACUGGAUCCCAAACUCGAGAAGAUUACGGAUCUUAUUGAUGGGUUUGCUCUCAACAAGAUCUUGAGUACGUUCUCUACAUCCUCUUCUUCAGUAACUCUCCUUCCUAACACUUCCUCCUCUCCAGCCGACAUCGAUGUCGAGUACGCCGUUCACGAUCUCGAAAAGAUAACCUCCCCCUCGGUAUGGCUUGCCAACAAAAAGCGACUGGAAGCAGUCUACAAAUCUUUACAGCGAUAUCUGCGCGAUAACCCCGACUGCUUCGGCCCUAUAAACCUUGAUGGCCCGGUUGGGUUGAAUGCUAUUGCGGAACACAAUGAUGCUGAAGAAGCUACCAAAGUAGGUGAAGAUGACAGCGAUAUCAUCCACGGUACGCUCCUAGCUGACACACUCUACCAGCUCCUUGGGAUUUUUAUAGUCGCUGCUAUCAAGGGACCGAGCAAUGAGAAGUACAUCCCAACACUCAUAAACCUCCAGGACAAAGUGGUUCAAGAAGAAGUCGCCAAAAUGAUUCAACUCUUACAACCAGAUGUUCAGGACCUACUCUUAGACGAAACCGAUGCCAUCAAAACUCUCAGUGGUGACCUCGACCUAGCUGCUGAAGAAGCACAUGCGAAGCUACAAGCCGACUUCGACCUUGGCAAAAAGAGACACGCGGACCUUGUAACCCGCCUGGAAUACUUGCAAUAUGCCCAUGACGAGCUCCAACAAUUCAACGCCGAAGCCAAUGAUCGCAUACGAGAAUUAGAAAAGGCCCAGCUUGGGGACCAGACCGAACAUAUCCAAAGUUUAAAACACAGAAUUCAGGAGGAUGAAGACUUAAUCGCCAAUCAGGAACAGCAAUUGGAAACCGCCCGAGUCCUAAAGGAAAACCAAGCGAGGGAACUCCAAAAGUUGCGUCCACUGAAUGAGAAGGUAACGGCGCUCCAAGACGAGCUCAGUGAAGUCAAAAAUCAGAACGAUAUUCUCACCAGAAAGGCUAACACGGCGGAUCAUUACCAAAAGAAGCUCCAAGCCCAGUCUGAGUUGGAGUCGGCAAAUGUCAGGCUGCGUCAGCAAAUAGACACUUUGCAGGACAAUCAGAAUGAGUUUGAUCGAGUCAUGGAUGAAAACGCUAAAUUGGAGGCUACUAUGAGUGAGUAUCGUUCUCGCUUCGCCUCAUAUGAGCUCCAAUUCGUGGAGAUAAAUAACCAGAAAAAGCUCUUGGAAGGGGAGCUUCGACAACAACUCUCAAUGGUGCAGGGUCUUACCGCUAGCAAAAGCCACGAUGAAAACUUCAUUGCGGAUUUACAAGAGCAGCUGAGGACAGGUUCUGUCGCUUCUUUGGCCCCACCAUCACCUAGCAUCAAGCAGCCACUUUCUCUCGAGCAAGAAUUGGCAGAGUCCGACGAGCCUGAGCCAAAUUACCUCCUUGAGAUUUCUCGAUUAAAAGCGGAAGCUCAACUUCUUCGAGGGCAACUUGGAGGGACUACCAACGCUAAUCUUCGCGUGGAGCUUGAAGAAGAAGCAAGAAUACGCAAGAGAUAUCAAGAAACCCUUAGAGACUUGCAAGAGAAACACGCUGUUCUUCAACAGCAGUUUAAUGCAAUCAUCAGCAAAUCUGAUGCCGAAAAAGACGAAGCCGUUGCCGCCACCAGAAAGCUAUAUAUCGAGGCUAACCAGGAGAAUCUCGCGCUCAAGGCCAGGCUCUCAGAGACUCAAGCAGAGCUAUCAGCCCGUGAUAGGGAACUUCUUGAAGCAAAAUCAGAUCUUGUUGCUGCUGUUGCUCAGGACGACAUUGAUGCUUUGGAGGAGCUCAAAGCUACGCACGAGCUUGUCACGUCAUCCUUUGAAUCCGAUAUAGUUCUGCUACAGAGCAGGAACAAAAACUUGGCUACUGAUCACGAGCAAACACAGUCUCAUCUUGUUGACGCACUCUUAGCUAAAGACAAGCUCAGUCAACAGAUUGCAGCUCUACCUUCCAAAGCCGACGAUACAAAGGAGUCUAGCACACCAGCAACUCCAGCAGUAGCUCAGGAGCCUAUAGAGGUAAGUCACAUUACAAAUUCCCCUAUUCAGACACGUCAUAGUCCUGCGAAAAGACGCAGUUUCUGGCAAAAGGUUACUGCGUCGUUCCUGGGCACGACCGCUCCGCCUGCUGAUGCAAAUCGUCAAUCGCUCUGUCCGCCGGUCGCACAGAAUGGUGUUGGCGAUCCAGCUUCAUUGCAGAUUGACCUGAGUGAUACCUUUGCGUCCAUGGGCGUGAUACUCCGAGACUUGGAUCGUGAGAACAUGUCUCGCCCUGCGAGCUUCGUGUCUACAGCAACUCCAUCUCCUUUCGUCACGUCUGAGUGCCAAGCUACUAUUCCAGUGAAUGGUCCGAUAGCUCGUAGCUCUAGUCCUCCAUCUGACACGGGUUCCUUACCAAGACCCCCUCCUGGGGCUCACGUUGCGCGUCCUAGAUCGCGGACCCCUCCGAUAUCUCGUGGGUUUUAA
Molecule: messenger RNA, 2538 nt
Organism: Glarea lozoyensis ATCC 20868
Lineage: Eukaryota; Fungi; Ascomycota; Leotiomycetes; Helotiales; Helotiaceae
Product: Hook
Exons: 2
Coding region: 1-2538 (845 amino acids)
Source: RefSeq, a predicted model, not a curated record